Python bivittatus (Burmese python) is the source of this 808-nucleotide messenger RNA. NCBI's taxonomy places the organism in Eukaryota, Metazoa, Chordata, Lepidosauria, Squamata, Pythonidae. The record is from RefSeq and is a predicted model, not a curated record.
CUUUCAAACUAUGCUAAGUCUCUCAUGGGCUGGAUGGUCUUAAUACAUCCUGCUAAAACUUGUCAAUACUUCAGAUUUCAGAGGACAAUCAGGAGAGAAAGCAGAACAAUGGGAAAAGGCUGUGGGUCAGAAUUAGAUGAGAGUCAAGAAGGCCGGGCAAUCCAGUCUCAAUGUAUGUCUGAGCCACCAGGAUGGGGAGCAUCCAGAAAGAGCAAAAAGGACCCAUUCAUUAGGAUGGAGGAAUGCUGGGAAGCCCAGUGGCAGCAGUUCCUCCAGAUGUUGCAGUCCGCCCACACAGGAGGGAACUUGGAGGCUUCUCCCUGGGAAGACCCCAAGGCCUUCCUGGCCUCCUUUGAGCAGGUGGCCCAAGCCUGCCGGUGGCCCAGAGGAGAGUGGGCGGCCCGUCUCCUGCCCGCUCUGAGCGGAGGGGGGGAAGAGGCCUUCCGAACCCUGGAAACCAGAGACCAAGAAGAUUACGGGAAGGUCAAGGCCGCCAUCUUGCGAGGGGAAGCCCUGAGAACGGAGGCGCAGCGGCAGCACUUUCGGCAGUUCUGCUGCCAGGAGGUGGGAGAUCCCCGACGGAUCCACAGCCAACUCCAGGAGCUUUGUUGCCAGUGGUUGAGGGCGGAGAAACGCACCAAGGAGCAGAUCCUGGAGCUGCUGAUCCUGGAGCAGUUCCUGGCCAGCCUCCUGUCUGACCUCCAGAGCUGGAUCCAAGCCCGAAGGCCAGACACAUGUUCCCAGGUGGUGGUUCUACUGGAGGAUUUCCUGAAGACCCAGCAAGACCCACUCAUAAUAUAAAUCUGGC